Molecule: messenger RNA, 2079 nt
Organism: Cryphonectria parasitica EP155
Lineage: Eukaryota; Fungi; Ascomycota; Sordariomycetes; Diaporthales; Cryphonectriaceae
Exons: 2
Coding region: 1-2079 (692 amino acids)
Source: RefSeq, a predicted model, not a curated record
AUGGUACGCUCAUCGAGCUCAUGCGAGGCCAAACGCCAGGCCGACGGCGGUGACCAAGACUCCUCCACGACAGUCCCUCUCCGCACCGGCUGGCGCCACCCAACUGCUCAGACGAAUUCAACCCAAGCCACUGCGAGGCCACGCCGCAACGUAACGGCGCCUAUGGGAGUUGGAGGGGUCCCCGCCCAGCAGCAUAAUGAUGCUGCUGCUGCUGCUGCUGCUGCCGCUGCCACCCAUGGUCAGGAGGGCAUUCGCAGGCUGACCGUCAACCAAGGGCGAAUCUCGGUGACAGGCGCAAGGGGUAUCGCGCCCGCCGAAGACGCCAUCCAUGUGCGAGCGAACACCGUAUCCUCAAGCAAGAGAAUCAAGGGCAAGACUCAGGCCUCGGCUGAGAAAGUCGAAGAGAAGAAGGAGGACAUCUCGACGUGCAGAGAUGUCCACAACAAAGAUACCAUCGUGUGCUACUUUCCCCAUGGUAAGGGUGAGACCAAGUACGUCAACAAGAACGUCAAGAAGGAGAAGAACCAGACGCCCGCCGGCAGCGACAUCUCGUCGCCCCAGUUGCACGGGACACGGCGCUCAGAGCGGCGCGCCAACAUUGAGCCCGAGUUUGCUGGUCUCCCACGUCCCACGCGGACUGGAUCUAGUGUGCAGGGCUCACAAGCCUCGCAGGCCUCGCAGGUUGGUGUCAAAGACCAAGGCGGACAGGCCCGCACAUCGGCGACCGCCAAUUCUGCCAACCCUUCCAAUAAUACCACCACUGGCCACAUCGCUCACGCUCGCACCGACUCCAAGAUGAUGACGACGAUGACGGCUAACAACGCACAGCCCACCACCAGCGGUCGUGUCACUCGCAGUAAGACCAAGGCCAACAACGCCAACGUCAACAUUAACACCAAUACCGCAUCAUCCUCACUGGCGGUUGCACCGUCCUCCCGCCCCAUGAACCGCUCCCGCACCCAGAACAUCAGUUCGAUCACUAACACGGGCAGCGGAGACAAUAGUUCUUCUGGCCCAGCAUUCGCUUGGGACGUCCCCGACCCCAAGGACACAUUGAAGAAGCGGCCCCACUGGAAACAGAAGCGGAUGACAUACCCUGAGGGCUACGACCCGCACACGGUGGAUGAGGUGGCGGCGCAUGAGGCCAAGUACGCAAGACGCCUGGCCAUGUCUGGUUCUGGUGCUGCAGAGCAAUAUUCCGAGAGCAACGUCCGGGGCGCGGUGGACGAGGACCCGAGGGAGCGCGAGGUGAAGAGGGUCAUGGGUAAGAUGGUUAAGGAGGCCAUGGCCAAGAACAAGGCCGAGGAGGAGGCCGAGAAGCGCAACAAGGCUCGUAUGCACCCGGAUAUUUCCACCUCGUUCAAUAAGGACGUCCGGGAGCGUCAGCCCGCCGCUCCUCGAAACGCGCCUCAGGCUGGACGCUUCCCUCCUGUCGUCGAUGGCCCUCGCCCAGGACAGAUGAGCACGGCCCCUGCCGAGUUUUUCCCCGGUCAGACUGCUCAUAUGUUUCCCCCUGGCAAUGCGCAUAAUCGCAUGCGAGACAACGCAUCCUCGUUACGGUUGGGGCACGAGGAGGACGAACCGGACUUGCUACAGCUAGUGAUGGACCGGAUGCACGAGACUGAGCAGAGAGACAUAUGUGCAGGCCGCGCCCCGUUCCAAAGCACUGCGCCCAUGUACGACUUGCAGUACCGUAACCCCGUCGCGUCUGGACGUAUCGGUGGACGGCACAAUGAGAAUGGCUCAGAUUGGCGUGGCGAGCAGCAGGGCGGCGAGGGCAAUGGUCGAGACGUAUACAACACUCGAAGCUUGAACGUGCCGACAGGACGCCAUGGCAUGCCACGCGAGGAGCCUCCUCCGCCGAGCCAGCCCUUCCCACCCUUGACAGGACCGUGGUCGACAUUCCCAGAGAAUCUGCAGCGGCCGAUGGACCAGCCUGAGAACGUGGGCGGACGAGCUGACGGUUUGCAUCGUCAAGGCCCAUCUGCUGGUCGUGGUGGCGGCGGUGGUUAUGGUGCCACUGGUAGAGGUGGUUAUGCUGGUGGUUCCCAACACAUGGGACAGCCUCGGCGCCAGUAA